GAGAGAGAGAGAGAAUUUGUGUGUGUGUGUGUGUGUGUGUGUGUGUGUGUGUGUGUGUGUGUGUGUGUGUGUGUUUGUGUUUUUUUUUGUCGAGGUGAAGUUGGCUGAAAAGAACAAAAGCAUCGCGGGAAUCGUUACAGACUGAAGCUGACAUCUUCACCCGCAGGUUGACAUGGCGAUGCGAGGCCACACCUCUGGCUCAUUAAUGAGUAAUCACACUAAGGAGAGAGUGACCAUGGCCAAGGUGACUCUGGAGAACUUCUACAGCACACUGAUCACACAGCAUGAGGAGAGAGAGAUGAGGCAGCAAAAACUGGAGAAAGUAAUGGAUGAAGAGGGACUUCCUGAUGAAGAGAAACGAGUGAGACGCUCACAGCAUGCAAAGAAGGAGACCGAGUUCCUGCGCUUGAAGAGAACAAGACUUGGUUUGGAUGACUUUGAGUCCCUGAAAGUGAUCGGACGCGGAGCAUUUGGAGAGGUGCGUCUGGUGCAAAAGAAGGACACAGGUCAUGUUUAUGCCAUGAAGAUCCUGCGUAAAGCCGACAUGUUGGAAAAAGAACAGGUGGCUCAUAUCCGAGCAGAGAGAGAUGUACUGGUUCAGGCAGACAGUCUGUGGGUGGUGAAAAUGUUUUACAGUUUCCAGGAUAAACAGAAUCUUUACCUGCUCAUGGAGUUCCUACCUGGAGGUGACAUGAUGACACUGCUUAUGAAGAAGGACACACUGACAGAAGAGGAGACACAGUUUUAUGUAGCUGAAACAGUUCUAGCCAUCGACUCCAUCCACCAGCUCGGCUUCAUCCACAGGGACAUCAAACCUGAUAACCUGCUGCUUGAUUCAAAGGGUCAUGUUAAACUCUCUGAUUUCGGUCUGUGUACUGGACUUAAGAAAGCUCAUCGUACAGAGUUCUACAGAAACCUCAGCCACAGCCUCAACACUGACUUUACUUCUCAGAACAUGAACUCUAAGAGGAAAGCAGAAACAUGGAAGCGCAAUAGGAGGCAGCUGGCAUUUUCCACUGUGGGAACUCCAGACUAUAUCGCUCCAGAGGUGUUUAUGCAAACAGGCUACAACAAGCUCUGUGAUUGGUGGAGUCUGGGUGUCAUUAUGUAUGAGAUGCUGAUUGGAUAUCCACCCUUUUGUUCUGAGACUCCUCAGGAGACGUAUAAAAAGGUGAUGAAUUGGAAGGAGACGCUGGUUUUCCCCCCUGAGGUGCCAAUUUCUGAGAGAGCCAAACACCUCAUCCUCAGGUUCUGUUGUGAAGCAGAUCAUCGUACUGGAGCUUCAGGAGUUGAGGAGAUUAAGAGGAACCCGUUCUUUGAGGGAGUUGAUUACGAUCACAUCAGAGAGAGACCAGCUGCAAUCCCCAUCGAAAUCAAAAGCAUUGACGACACAUCAAACUUUGAUGAGUUUCCUGAGUCAGACAUACUGCAGCCUGCAGCUGCAGCAGCGAGUAGUCAUGCGGAGUCUAACUAUAAGAAUAAGGACUGGGUUUUCAUCAACUACACGUAUAAGCGCUUUGAGGGUCUGACAGCACGAGGAGCGAUUCCAUCCUACAUGAAGGGAGGGAAGAGAUGAGUGCAGACACACACCUGUCCUUAUGUCUGCCCCACCCUCCUGUCCAUCUCACAUCAGUACUUUAACCCCAACACUAUGUGACUUCAUCCCAUCAUCCCCUGAGUCACACACACACAACACUGAGUUUCUUUGGCCUGACAUCAGGAGGAAGUUAUUUUAUUUGAUUCCAACAUUUCUCAUGUUGCUGUAGCAACCAGAGGUACAGAAACAUCACAUACACACACAAACACACACUCACACACACACACACUUGCUUACACACACACUCCCACACACACUCCCCCCACACACACACUUGCUUACACACACUCAGACACACACCCUCACACACACACACACACACACACUCAAAGACACACACUCCCACACACACACACUAUCUCUCUCUCACACACACACCACACACACUCCCACACACACUCAAACACACACACACUCCCACACACACUUGCUUACACACACACUAUCUUUCUCUCACACACACACAAACACGCACACGCACACACACACACACACUCUCGCAUACACACUUGCUUACACAGUGUGUCACUUUUAUACAUAUAUAUAAAUAUAUAUGUAUAGCCUGUGUUUUUGUGUCAUUUAUUUGUAUCAAACACAAACACACACAUGUAUAAUGCUCAAAUAAUAUUCCAUCAUAAAUUAUCUGUCAUCAGUUUGUGUGUUUAUUUGAUUUUAUUUUAUAUUUUUUUUAUUAUAGUCACAGACUUUGUUUCUCUUUAUAUUGUUGCCAUGACGACAGAACACUGUUUCUGAUACUGUUUCAUAAUCUUUAUUUAUUCCUGUGUAUAUUAUGUUUAUAUUUUGCUGUAAUAUAAAAUGUGUAGAUGGUACGAGCUAAAUGGGAGACAGUACAACUGUCUCAUACAAUAAAAUGAUUCAGUCAUGAUGUGA
Tachysurus fulvidraco (yellow catfish) is the source of this 2488-nucleotide messenger RNA. Its product is annotated as serine/threonine-protein kinase 38-like. The transcript is spliced from 14 exons. Gene Ontology annotation, molecular function: ATP binding; protein serine/threonine kinase activity. The record is from RefSeq and is a predicted model, not a curated record. Bases 173 to 1576 code for a protein of 467 amino acids. Gene Ontology annotation, biological process: peptidyl-serine phosphorylation; intracellular signal transduction. NCBI's taxonomy places the organism in Eukaryota, Metazoa, Chordata, Actinopteri, Siluriformes, Bagridae.